This is a messenger RNA of Lycium ferocissimum, 631 nucleotides long. RefSeq lists its product as uncharacterized. The record is from RefSeq and is a predicted model, not a curated record. Lineage: Eukaryota; Viridiplantae; Streptophyta; Magnoliopsida; Solanales; Solanaceae. Bases 209 to 631 code for a protein of 140 amino acids. The transcript has 3 exons.
AAAAAAAAACAAGAGCUACAGGGAAAGGAAGUGAAGAAAAGGAGCUAGAGACUUAGAACCAGAUAAGAAAAAUUCAAGAUCCAACUAUUUUCUCCAUUCUUGACUUUGCAAAUAAUUUAGCCGAAUGUGACAUUCUGACUCAAACGGAGCGAUAGAUAGAGCUGACAACGAAUCCAGUAAGCCCCGCACUUGUUUCGCGAGGGCAACCAUGUUGCUAACUACUAUAAUGGCAGAUAGAGUUAUGCUUCCACCAAACUUAAGAUGGGGUCGAAGGAGAGGUCGGGGCCUAUCGGCUAGGCAGACGAUCGACCCAGUUGAAGAAGCUGAAGAGACACCUCCGUCGCAACCUCAGACUGGUACUACUGCUGACGCGAUAGCUGCAAUGUUUCAGCAGGCGAUGGAGAGUUUGGUAGAAAGGAUCCAGACACAACCUCGAGCCGGUAUGAUGCCCGGAGGGUAUAAUGGACAUAACCAACCCGAUGAACCGCUCCGCAGGUCCAUUCGAGAGUUUCUGGAUAUGAAACCUCCGGUGUUUACGGGGGCUAGUGAGACUGAAGACCCCUUGCUGUUUUUGGAUGGUAUUCAGAAAGCAUUAGAUGCGCUUGAAUGUUCCAAAGACACGAUCGGUUGA